AUGCCUCCGAAGAGGAGCAAGGGCCAGAGGGUCCCCCCUGGGCCCCCCUCCCUCGGCCCCCUUGCCCUCCUCCUCCUUCCCGGGGCUGAGGUCUUCCCGCCCGGGCUGAGGCCUUCAAGGAGGACCCCGCAGCAUCCGCCAAAUCAGCUGCAAACACGGGUCUCUGGGGAUCGUGAGAAGGCAGCGGGACGCGGUGGUGCUCUUUGGCGAACCGAGGACAGCAGCAGUGGCCAGAAGGGACCCAGCACCAAGCACAUCAAGUUGAAAAAGAAUAGCAAAGUGGAUUUGCUGGACUCUGAAGUAUCUCAUCUGCUCAUUCUUUCAUCCGAAGGAAAACUUUCUGAACACAGUAUUAUAUCUGGAAGUGUUAAAUCAAAGCCAAGAUUACUGAGAGAAUUAGGAGACAAGCAAAUUGUUCAAAUUGCGUGUGGUGACCAUCAUUCCAUGGCACUUUCAAAAGGAGGAGAACUUUUUGCUUGGGGUCAAAAUGAAUAUGGCCAACUUGGAAUGGGAAGGAAAAGCAGCGCUACUGGAGAACCACAACUGGUGUGGCUUCUUGAAAAUGUUCCUGUGGCCCAGAUUGCAGCUGGAUCAGCUCACAGCAUGGCUCUUUCUUUGGCUGGCACUGUCUUUUCUUGGGGAAAGAAUGUCUUCGGCCAGCUGGGGCUUGGAGACACACAAGACAGAUAUUCCCCUAUGCAUGUCAAGGCCUUGGAGCAUAAGAAGACAGUGUUCAUUUCAUGUGGUGGAGAGCACACUGCUGUUCUUUCAAAGGAUGGGCUGGUCUGCACCUUUGGAGCCGGUAGCCAUGGACAGCUUGGCCACAACUCCACACGCAAUGAGCUAUUUCCACGUUUGGUAGCAGAGCUGUUUGGGGCUCGAGUAUCUCAGAUAGCUUGUGGAAGAUGGCACACUCUUGUCUACGUCUCAAACCUGGGAGAAAUCUAUUCUUUUGGAUCUGGAGCUGAAGGACAGCUUGGAAAGGGGGAGAAAUGUGACCGACUAAUACCUCUUCCUCUUGAUUUGACUAUGAACGGCCAAAAAAUCAUCCAAGAUAAGAAUAUCUCAGAGGAAGUGGUUAAAGUCAUUGCUGGAGAGAACCAAAGCAUUGUUCUUCUAUUAAAAGAAAAGCAAAAAUAUGCAAAUUUACACAAAAUGCUUGCCAUAGUAGAAGAGGAAAAGGUUGCAAAGUGGAUUUCUAAUUCAAAUUCUGAUUGUUGGCACAACAUACAAAAGGAAAUUAAGUUGAUCUUCUCUUCUGCGGCUUGCAUCAAUGGAAGCUUUUGGGAGAAGAGAGAGAGAAAUUGUGCAACAUCCUGGAAAACUGCCAAUGUGGAUAUGCCAGCAGUGUUUCGUUUCUCUGAGAUGAUUGCUGCUAAGCCUAAAGUCUUCAAAGAGGUGUUAAAUGCCCUCCAGCAGCUUAUGAAGUCUCUCUCUCCUGUUCCUGCCUCACCUGAAGCACUCAGAGUCUUCCUCAUUGUGCCUGUCCUCUUACGGAGACAAGAUAUCAAGUCAGAUGGUCUCCUUAGUCAGUUAGCACAAGCUAUUUGUAUUCUUCCAGAAAAGGACAAGCAAAUCCUUGGAUCUUGGUGGGCCGAUCUAGAAGUCAUGUUCUUCAAGGAUCUAGUUAGCAUGUAUCAAAGACUUAUCAGUGUCAAUAUCUCUUCUGCCAUUAAACACAUGAGAUGUUUCCAGAAGAUAAACCUGGACUUCACUGAGCCUCUUCAAGUUCUGCAGAUGCUUUAUGAGGUAAAUUGUAAGUCUGGAUUCAGAAUCCAAGAAAGCAACUUUUACAUUCCUGAAGUGAAAAUAAUACUGUCUGGUCCCAGUAUGACUCAUGUAAGGAAUGAAGAGCAAAUGAUAAGAAGAAUUUAUUCAAAGGUGCAGGAACUAGAACUUGCAUGUGAGGUACUCACCUUGUUCCCUUGUAUCUUUGAGUUGGAAGACAAGAUUAAUGUGCAUAAACUAUAUUCUUUGAUUCUUCAUGUUACGUGCAGAAUGGAAAACCGUGAUAUGGUCAAUGAGCUGCAUGUUAGAAGACAGCAUCUGAUGCAGGAUACCUGGCAAUGUAUAAGAAGUGUGACAGCAAAUUGGUUUCAGCAGUGUCUUAAAGUGUGUUUUGAAGGAGAACCUGGGAUUGAUGAUGGAGGCGUAUCUCAGGAAUUCUUUACAGUCCUCAGAAGGGAACUGUGUGCUCCAGAAAUAAAGAUAUUUAGGCAUUUUGAUAACUCACAUCUGAUUUGGUUUUCCCACCAGGUACCAGCACAGGAAGACAUAUAUUUUCUAAUUGGGAAUCUGGUUGGAAUGGCACUGUAUAAUUCGAAGAUAGCUCCCUUCCCUUUCCCUCUUGCUCUUUUCAAGAAGAUGGCAAAUAUUCAGCCAACUCUGGAAGAUUUAAAGGAGCUGUCUCCUGUUGUAGGAAGUAGUCUUCAGGCAAUCCUAGAUGAGCCGUGUGAUGAUGUAAUUGAAAACAUGAUGUUGGAUUUCACGAUAGUGGAAGAAUAUGAAGGAUCUAAAAUUGAGAACGAUCUGAAAGAAAAUGGUGCCAACCUUCCUGUCACUAAGUGCAACAGAAAAGAAUAUGUUGAUGCUUAUGUGCGUUACAUAUUCACCGAUUCAGUUGAGAAUCAGUUUGAGGAUUUUAUGCGUGGAUUUGAAAGAGGCUGCCCAACUAAAAAGUGGAAAAUCUUUCUUCCUGUUGAACUCCAAGUUGUUCUGCUGGGACAUGAAGCAUACGAUUGGGAACAACUGGAAAAGAAUACAAAGUACACUGGUUAUGAAAAGACAGAACAAACAAUCAAGAAUUUUUGGGCUGUGUUUCAUGAUCUUCCUGAAGAGAGCAAGAAGGAUUUUCUCGCUUUCCUCACAGGAACCGAUCGCAUCCCAGCUGAAGGGAUGGAAAAAUUCACAUUCACAAUUACCGAUGCAAAAAAAGCAGAUCCAGACCAGUGGUAUCCUGAAUCCAGCACUUGCUUUCGAAUCUUGAUCCUGCCAAGAUACAGCAACAGAGACAUUCUCAAGAAAAUGUUCCUUGGUGCUCUAGAGAACUUCGAAAAAUUUGGUCUUCCCUGAAAUCUGGAUGUCUCUUUGAAUGGGCUUUCUGCCUGAAAUUACCAUAAUUUCCUAUCUGUUUUAAUGAUAGACAAAGUGGAAUUGGUGACCCACAUCAGGAGCGUCACUAUGGGACUGCAGACUACAUCAGGUGACACCCUAAGGAUGGUGACACCACUGCUCCCCAGACACCUGCCUUUUGGCAGAAAUGGGCUGUGAUGUUUGCCUGUGUCCCCUUUAGAUGCUAGAGAUGGUGUGAGUGGGACAAGGCUCAUUAGGAGGGGAAAGGAGAGGCUGCAGGGUUUGUUUGUUUUUAAAUUAAAUUUAAAAUUUAAGCUGCAUAUAACUACAUGUAACUGCAUUUAUGCUGUUUGUAUGAUAUUGUAAUUUAAAGUUAUAAUUUAAAUUUUAGUUGUUGUUAAAGUCAUAACUAUUGCCAUUACAUUCAGUGUGAGAAGGGGAUUUUUAAA
Molecule: messenger RNA, 3521 nt
Organism: Sceloporus undulatus (fence lizard)
Lineage: Eukaryota; Metazoa; Chordata; Lepidosauria; Squamata; Phrynosomatidae
Product: E3 ISG15--protein ligase HERC5-like
Exons: 24
Coding region: 1-3072 (1023 amino acids)
Biological process (GO): protein ubiquitination; ubiquitin-dependent protein catabolic process
Molecular function (GO): ubiquitin protein ligase activity
Source: RefSeq, a predicted model, not a curated record